Molecule: messenger RNA, 1002 nt
Organism: Salvia hispanica
Lineage: Eukaryota; Viridiplantae; Streptophyta; Magnoliopsida; Lamiales; Lamiaceae
Product: MLP-like protein 423
Biological process (GO): defense response
Source: RefSeq, a predicted model, not a curated record
ACAUGACCAACAAACAUCACAUUAAGCAUUGCAACAAUGGCUACUAACAAGGUUAAGAUAGAAAUUGAGUUGAAAACCUCUUCAGAAAAGCUAUGGAAAAACCUAAAAGAAUUCAUCACACUCUUUCUCAAAGCAAUGUCUGAUGCAAUCGAAACGGUCGAUGUGAUCGAGGGCGAUGGAAGAUUGGUCGGAACAGUCUAUGUGUCUACUUCGAAGCCCACAAAGAUGAUCCCCGUGGGUUCGAUCAACAAGGAGAGGCUUGAAAUUGUGGACAAUGAGAAGAAGAUAUGGGGUUAUAGUAUUCUGGAAGGCGAUAUCUUGGAAUAUUACAAGAAUUUCAAGGCGGUAAUAAAUGUUGGCAGCAACCCAAAAAGUGAUGGUGCUUUGGUUAAAUAUGCAGCCGAGUUUAACAAGGCAAAUGAAAAUGUCGUUGUUGAUCUUGAUGUCUACAAGGCUUUUGUUGUUAAAGUUUACAUGGCUGUUGAUGCUUAUCUUCUAAAGGCCGUCACUCCAUAUAUGUAUUGCUUUACUAAUAAUAAUGAUGAUGAUGAUGAUGAUGAUGAUGAUGAUGAUGAUGAUGAUGAUGGUGAUGGUGAUGGUGAUGGUGAUGGUGAUGGUGAUGGUGAUGGUGAUGAUGGUGAUGGUGGUGGUGAUGAUGAUGAUGAUGAUGAUGAUGAUGAUGAUGAUGAUGAUAUAAUAGUAGUAUGAAAUAACUUUUCAACUCACAUUGAUUUAGUAUAUUAUUCAAAAGUACAAUAGUCGAUCUGAUUUGCUACAAUAGCUCUAUAUACAACUUUGGAUUGAAAAAUUAAUUUCAAGCACCACAACAAGACUUGCAAUAUGAUAUUAUGCACAUACAAAACAAUAAAAAAGGAUUUCAUAUAAAAUUUUGGAGGAUCCUAUAAAACUAAUCCUUCUUAAUCCAAUCACAAAAAGUUAUGUGAAAUUUAAUUCACAAAUAAAGGAAAAGAAAAAAUCUUCAUCUUCUUUAUCUCAUACUUC